AUGCUUCUUAUCGGCCUCACGGGCGGGAUUGCGACCGGCAAGUCCACUGCCUCGCAGCACCUCACCAACUCCACCCCGCCUAUUCCCAUCAUCGAUGCCGACCUCAUCGCCCGCCAAGUCAUCACCCCACACCGCCCAGCGUACUAUUCCCUUGUCCGCCACUUCGGCCUACAGAUUAUAAACCCAGAAACACUAGAAAUCGAUCGUGCAAAGCUAGGCGCAAUUGUUUUCUCGGGUGAUGAUGUAGAUGGACGGCAGCGGAAGGUCUUGAAUGGAAUAACGCAUCCGGAUAUCAGGGCGGAGAUGUUGCACUGUGCGCUGAAGUGCUUUUUAAGGGGAGAGCGGAUGUGUGUGUUGGAUACACCAUUGCUGUUUGAGGCCGGGUUGUGGAAGGUGGUGAACGUAGUGAUGGUGGUCUAUUGCUCAGAACAAGCUCAACUCGCACGGCUCACAGCCCGGGACUCGCUCACGCCGACCGAUGCCAAAUCCCGCAUCGCCUCCCAAAUGCCUAUCGACGAGAAGCGCCAGCGUGCUGAUAUCCUGAUUGACAAUUCCUCCGCAACCCCGGAUGACAUGCGCGCCCAACUGGACGCCGCUGCAAAGGCGUUUGGGCAAGGUGGAGGGCAAGGAAGCUGA
Messenger RNA from Fimicolochytrium jonesii, 636 nucleotides. RefSeq names its product CoaE-domain-containing protein. The record is from RefSeq and is a predicted model, not a curated record. Gene Ontology annotation, biological process: coenzyme A biosynthetic process. NCBI's taxonomy places the organism in Eukaryota, Fungi, Chytridiomycota, Chytridiomycetes, Spizellomycetales, Powellomycetaceae. Gene Ontology annotation, molecular function: dephospho-CoA kinase activity; ATP binding. The transcript is spliced from 2 exons. The coding region runs from base 1 to 636 and encodes 211 amino acids.